Molecule: messenger RNA, 1397 nt
Organism: Ceutorhynchus assimilis (cabbage seed weevil)
Lineage: Eukaryota; Metazoa; Arthropoda; Insecta; Coleoptera; Curculionidae
Source: the annotation of a GenBank genome assembly
CGGGUACUUAACGAAUGCAAAUUUUUUGAGUUUGUGUAUGACUGGUCGUUAUUUUUGUCAUUUAGUUUUCUUUUUUCGUGUCUUGUGAAUUUAUAAUAGUGUACCAAGAUGUCUUAUAGUAAUUCCCCUUCUGAUCAUCAAGAUGUAUAUCAGUUCACUUAUCCUCACAACUAUCAUUAUAUGUCUGAUGGAUCCACAAUAGGAGGAGACGAAUCAAACUUUUGGUCAAACAGUCCAAGAUCAGAAUCAGGUUCUCCAAGUAAUAUUCAUCAUUCACACAACCAAAUUGAUAGUACCUAUCUUUAUUCAAAUGGAGGUUGCCCUACAUCUAAUCAUUAUGCACAUUACAGAACUACAAUUCCUGGAGAAAUAGAUAAUACAAUCGUAAUCGGACCGCCAUUUGUAAGGGUAGCAAAACGACGAACAACGGCAAAUAAAAAAGAGAGACGAAGGACUCAAAGUAUAAAUAACGCUUACCAUGACUUGCGAUCGUGUAUUCCUAACGUGCCUGUUGAUACUAAAUUAUCAAAAAUUAAAACAUUGCGAUUGGCAACAUCUUAUAUUUCGUAUUUAACCAGAGCAUUGGAAACUGACGAUACACCAGGGACAUUCAAGGCAGAAUUAGGAAGUCUUCCUAGGAAAUCGAGCAACAAUAACAGCAAUAGUAUGCAACAUAAUACAGUCAAUAAUAAUAAUUGUUCUAUUAGUAGUCAUGGUUCUCCAAAUAGCGAUAGCUCGGAAGAGGCAAAUUCAAAAAAAGCAAAAGGUCGAACGGGAUGGCCACAACACGUAUGGGCCUUAGAACUCAAACAAGAGCAAGCUCUUUAAAUACAUUUAAUUAUUAAUCAAUUAAUACCUUAUAGUGUUCUGAAUACCUACAAUGUGUGAUGGUGAUGUCUGACUAUCUCCAUUUUUUAAGGCACUUUUGUUACCUACCUAAUAGCUAAUAGUUACUCUAAGGCUUUAUUACCAAAGAUGCAUUUUAAAUGUUGUUUAAAUAAAUACAUUGAACCUUAGUAGUAUUUAGAAUUCAUUUAUCAAUAAGAAUCGCUUUUGAGAAACUAAAACUAAUCUUAUUAUUUUCGAAAAUAUAUUGACAUUGUCGUUCAUAUGGAAAUUGUUUAGUUCCUAAUUGCGGUUCUGCUUCCUGAUGUAAAUAUAUAUUCUGUUUUGGUUAAAUGUUGCCACAUGGCCCCUAUAAUGUAUACAUUUACUUACCUACACCUUUUAAGCGUUUUAUAUAUUGUAGCGAUAGUCGAGAGUUUAGUGUAUAAUUAGAUAUUAUAUGUGCUUUUUUGUGUAUGUUUAUUGCUUUGUUUACGCAAUAAGCGACAAAAUGGUAUUUAGCGAUAACUUUUUUUUCUAACUUAUUGCAAAUAAAUCGACUUAUAGGAUCA